AUGCCUCCGCCACCGGAUCAACCACAUCAGGCCUCUUCGACCCAAAGAGGGCGGCCUCGACAGCGUUCCGCUGUUGCUUGUACUUGGUGUCAUUCCCGGCGUGUCAAAUGCAAUGCUGCAGCGAAGGGAACGCCUUGUUCCAAUUGCGAGGCAGGAAACCGCCACUGUAUGCUGAUUGAGAGCAAGAGAGGCAAGAAAAGAAAAGCUUCCUCAUCUCCUUCGGCAUUACACAAUGACCUCUCCAAUAUUCCGGAAAUUUCGUCCGGAAGAAGUGGAACACCGCUGCACGGCAAUGUCUAUGACCCUCUGAGAGAUUCGGGGGCGCGACCAAAAGACGCUCACGCUGGUGUCUCAACGGGGGCACCCCAUUCUUCUUGUGAACACGACAAGCCCGAAUUUGUGCAAGAAUCACAAGAAACACUGUACGCCCAAGUGCUCGAUAAAGCCACCAAUGCAGGCGUACUUCCCGACGUCAAGGAGGGCGUCGUUCAUGUGAUGUACAUGGGCGAGACUUUCAAUCUGACCCAUUUGUUACGACAGACCGAUCCUGACUCAGCUCGAUCGACCCGUAAAAGACAUUAUCUGGUUCGUUUCAAUCCAAUGAACCGCGCGACCAAUCCCAUCGAAGAAGACGACAGUGCUCUCGCGUCCUUUCUUCAACAGCAAGGCGCCUUUACUGUCCCUGAUGUCCGCACUUGCUACCAGCUCUUUCGCACCUACUUCGAUUUUGUCCAUCCCCAUUAUCCCAUUCUCGAUCGUGCAGAGUUUGCUGCCCAACAUGCUAAUCCCGCGAAUCCCCCUUCGUAUCUUCUCCUUCAAUCCGUCUUGUUCAUGGCCUCGGGGCACUGUGAGCUGUCCGUCCUACAUGACGCGGGGUUUGAAUCCCGGUAUCAUGCUCGGAAGACAUUCUUUCAGCGAGCGAAAGCUCUGUACGACAACGAUCACGAGCCGAAUAAGGUUACGGUUGUCCAAUCCGUCUUUCUGAUCAGCUUCUGGUGGAGCGGACCCACAGAUCAGAAGGAUACAUGGCAUUGGCUGGGUAUCGCCAUCAGUCUAGCCUUGACACUUGGAAUGCAUCGUUCCACUCGACAUUCGGACAUGAAGCAAAAGGACCGGUGCUUGUGGAAAAAGAUAUGGUGGUCGCUUUUUGCCGAAGACAAACAUGCUGCCACAGCCUUGGGAAGACCAGUUCACAUCCGGCAGGCCGACUGUGACGUCGAGCCACUCGAGAGAGCAGAUUUUGAGGAGCCGCCCGUCUCGAGGCCUGAUAUUUUCGGCAGGCCAGAGAUCGUCGAUGGCCUCUAUGUCAUCGCCUUGGUCGAGCUAUCCACUAUUGCGGAAGGCAUCGUCCAGAGAUCCUUCACUGCCUUCAAUUCGACAACGUCCUGCAAUUCUGACAUGUUUCAAUCUUGUUCGGAGGCCCUCGAGCAGUGGAAAGCUCGACUUCCUCCAGAGCUCUGCAUUGAGAAUACCAGUACGUGCCUCUGGACCAGUAUGUUACACAUCGCCCACAGCUGGUUUGAGAUAGUAACUCACCGAUCUAUCGCACCACAAAACCUGUCACCUCCUUCGGUGAAGACGGCCCACACACUCGCAAUGGACGCCGCCAAUCGAAUGGUUCGGAUAGUGGAAGAGCUUUUAUCGCGCUCUCAUAUCCUGCAUUGUCCAAUCCAUAUCGUUCCAGCUCUGUUUGCCGCCAUGGGAAUGCAAGCUGUUGAUAUCUGCUCUGGGCAGUCCAUCUUGGAGCAACUUGGCGUUGUCAAGGUCCGGUUAGCCAUGAUCGCUUUGCGUGAACUUCAGAGUACUUGGCCGGUCAGUGGGUGGAUCUUCCGCCUCUUUGCCAAAAUUGUCCGCAGGAUUCGGAAUGGAGAUGAACUUCUCCCCAACGAGCCCGUCAAUUCUUCACCGAUCCAAACCAAAAUUCCGGUCAACGAAGGUCAGGCUCCUUCCCAGGGUCAAAUUAUAGACCCGCCGCCCUUGGUCCACGCCAAGUCUCAAUACCAGGAUCCAAGCCUGUCUCAGAUCUAUGCCGUGUCUCAUCAUCCUGCUGGAAGAUAUCUCUUCCCCGAAGCAUCAAAUAUGGCAAUGCCAGUGAGCUACCCUGCAGACUGGCAGACAAUUCUUGAUGACGGAGCCUGGGCAGACCUUGAAUAUGAAUUCUGA
Rhinocladiella mackenziei CBS 650.93 is the source of this 2163-nucleotide messenger RNA. RefSeq lists its product as uncharacterized. The record is from RefSeq and is a predicted model, not a curated record. The coding region runs from base 1 to 2163 and encodes 720 amino acids. Gene Ontology annotation, biological process: DNA-templated transcription; regulation of DNA-templated transcription. Lineage: Eukaryota; Fungi; Ascomycota; Eurotiomycetes; Chaetothyriales; Herpotrichiellaceae. Gene Ontology annotation, molecular function: zinc ion binding; DNA-binding transcription factor activity, RNA polymerase II-specific; DNA binding. The transcript has 2 exons.